Molecule: messenger RNA, 2283 nt
Organism: Aspergillus alliaceus
Lineage: Eukaryota; Fungi; Ascomycota; Eurotiomycetes; Eurotiales; Aspergillaceae
Product: cytochrome c1
Exons: 13
Coding region: 1-2283 (760 amino acids)
Biological process (GO): mitochondrial electron transport, ubiquinol to cytochrome c
Molecular function (GO): ATP binding; heme binding; electron transfer activity
Source: RefSeq, a predicted model, not a curated record
AUGGAAGUCUUCCAACGGCCUAUUCUUCACGUCGAAGCGCGUGUCAAAAACAACGGAGACAGCAUUAUCAUUCGCACUGACCUGAUUAGGGAAGAGGUCACAAAAUGGCUAGUUGAUAAUUUCGUCGUUCUCACCCUCGGACAGGAGAUAUCCUCCUUUGAAGGCCUGAGCGAGCCACAUGCUCAAGCCAUAGAUUCCGUGGUUGUCACCGACUGCUCUGGGGGAGAUUUAGAGUCUGGAGCAUAUAGACUCCAGCAAGUCAAUCUUGAUGUCCAGGCAUAUCAGCUUCGCACACCAUUCGAGCAAGAAAGCUCCCAACACACCCAGCCUCCAGAGGACUGUAUGGAGAACAAAGACGACGAUCCAAGAGCGAGAGUACUAAACCUACCGAGCAGAGAGCUGGACGGACUGUGGGAGUCGUUGCAGUUUGAUCAGCCCCUCAAGUCUACAUUGCUUCGUGCAAUAACCAGGAUGGUAUCGUUCUCUUCCCGAAAACUUAACAAAUGGACGAUCAACUGGAACAGAUUGGUCCUUCUAUGGGGCCCCCCUGGAACAGGAAAAACAAGCCUUUGCCGUGGUCUCUCUCAGAAACUUGCAAUACGCAUCGGGAAACAUUAUCCCCAAAGCAAGUUGGUUGAAAUAAAUGCUCACUCGCUCGGUAGCAAGUUCUUCGGAGAAAGCGGAAAAUUAGUAAGCAAGACCUUUGAGUACCUUGAGUCAUUGCUUGAAGAAGAAGAAGAUACAUUUGUCUGUGUGAUCGUCGAUGAGAUAGAGACUCUGGCAGCUGGGAGAGAACGAGCACUGGGUGGUAAUGAGCCAUUUGAUGCUGUGCGUGCGGUAAACGCACUCCUCACAGGCUUGGACAAAUUGAAGACUCAUGCCAAUGUUAUCGUUAUAUGUACGAGCAAUUUGGUCACAGCUCUGGACCAAGCCUUUCUCGAUAGGGUCGAUAUUAAGCAAUUCAUACCAUAUCUAUCCAACAGAGCUAUAUACGGAAUUUACAAAGAAUGUCUAGAAGAAUUGAGCCGGUGUGGGAUCAUCGAAGGGUCUUCGUUUGAUGUUGUUCAAGUGAACCCCGAGAAUCCCCAGACUGCACUACAGUAUGUGGAGCAGGCUACGGAGACUCUAAUGCUACCCACAUUUGAUGAAAUGCUUCUCAAUUAUCAGAUGUUUUCAAGCGCUGUUCCCAAGCAGCUUGGUGACGCAGCUUUGGAGAGUAUGAAUCUUAGUGGACGGACUAUCAGACGACUACCUGUUUUGUCUCUGGUGCUGUAUAGUAAGAGUGCCCGAUGUAAUAUUCGGCAGGCUGUUCAUGCCCUGCGUACGGGGAUUACCGUGCCCUUCCGGGGUACCGCACGGCAGUCUUUGAACAGAGCAUCCACGGUACGCACUUCUCCGAUAUCUGACCGUGCUUCUUCCUCCGCCGCCGGUACCGAAUCCGCCAGCUCCCCCUUCAACCUCACAGUCACUGCGUCUGUCGCAACCGCCAUUGCCGUCGGAUCCGCCGCCUAUCUCUAUGGCCAGGAAGCUUUUGCAUCGACCCCUGCUGAGGAAGGGUUGCACCCUACUAGCUACCCUUGGGAACAUGCCAAGUGGAACAAGACCUUCGACCACGCUGCCCUUCGUCGUGGUUUCCAGGUCUACCGUGAAGUCUGCGCCAGCUGUCACUCCUUGACCCGUGUCCCUUGGCGUUCAUUCGUCGGUGUUAUGCACACCGUCGAUGAGAUGAAGGCCAUGGCUGAGGAGAACGAGUACGACACCGAGCCCAACGACCAGGGCGAAAUCGAAAAGCGUCCCGGAAAGCUAUCGGACUACAUCCCUGCUCCUUACAAGAACGAGGAGGCUGCCCGUGCUGCCAACGGUGGUGCUCUGCCCCCUGAUCUUAGCUUGAUCGUCAAGGGUCGCCACGGUGGCUGCGACUACAUCUUCAGUCUGUUGACUGGUUACCCCGAUGAGCCCCCGGCUGGUGCCACUGUCCAGGAGGGCAUGAACUUCAACCCCUACUUCCCUGGAACCGCUAUUGCCAUGGCUCGUGUCCUCUUCGAUGGUGUUGUCGAGUACGAGGAUGGCACUCCUGCCACCACUUCUCAGAUGGCCAAGGACGUUGUCGAGUUCCUUAACUGGGCUGCCGAGCCUGAGAUGGACGACCGUAAGAAGAUGGGUGUCAAGGCUGUCGCCCUCCUUACCGGUCUCUUCGCUGUUAGCGUCUGGGUCAAGCGUUACAAGUGGUCUCCGAUCAAGACAAGGAAGAUUGUGUACAGCCCCCCUGUCUCCCGCCGCUGA